CAUCUCGCCAUUCUGCAAACUCCCAAUUGAACCUGGAGUUUCCAGUCUGUACAUUCUUUCCCACUAUCUAAUCUUUUGCUCUUUAUCGCAACAGGCUCUCAUCUGAUUCUCACGAUCCCUUUUUACCUUCACGUUCCGCCUGCACCGGGUGUUCUCUACCUGGGUUCUUCGAAAGUCAAAAGUCUUAAGUCCACCUUGCUCUACCGACCCUUGAACGGGCCAUCGCUGGCCAACUCACAAUAUGAGGCCGGCAUUGCUGGCAUGGGCGCUAGCCGCCGUAUUCACAACAUCUUUCGCGGCGCCGCCGGGUUCGCCGAAAGGAAAUGUGUUAUCGGACGAUGCAGUCUCCGGGGAGACUCCUGCCGAGGGAGGAGAAGCGAUCGAUUACACAGUUUUCAAUGGAAUCAAGGUACCCCCAAUGGCGGAGAUAGAGGGCGGCAAGUUCGAAGAGACGGUAAAAGAUGGCUACUGGUGGGUUAAACACUACUCACCCUAUUGCGGGCAUUGUAAAGCCAUCGCACCACAUUGGCAGACACUUUACGAAUUCUAUGCGACAUCCGACCCUCUUGACGGACUGACAAAGUCUGGUCAGCCAGAUCUCUCCUCUCCAAACAGCUUUCACGGAUACUACAAUUUCCAUUUCGCUUCUCUGAACUGUAUAGCGUACGGCGACGUCUGCGAAAAGCACGGGGUGCGCGCAUGGCCGACGUUUCUCCUCUACAAAGACGGCGAGCUUGUUGAGAAAUACACUGGGGAAAAAUCUAUGGAGGCUUUCAGCAGCUAUGUCGAAGAGAAACUCGAACAAAUCAAACCCGGUUCUAGGCCACGAGAAGGCGUCAAGGUGCCCAAGGCUGGUGCUAAAAGUGUAGACCGUGGAGCUUCGCCUGAGGUACCUGUUGCAAAGGAUAAGGACACCGCCGCAGGUGUUGCUGCAGGAGCCAAGCAGAACAAACAGCACCCGGCCGAGACAACUUCUGCGAUGUUGGCAUCUGAGACUGCGAGACUGGGCCGUCAGAACAGUCUCAAGUCAGGACUCAUGGCCAACCCCAAAGGUGCUUCUGUCGCAUUGACCCCAGAGUCGUUCCAGAAACUUGUCACCACGUCUCAGGAUCCUUGGUUCAUCAAGUUUUACGUUCCCUGGUGUUCUCAUUGCCAGCAUCUUGCGCCCACCUGGUCCGAACUAGCUCGCGAGAUGGAAGGCAAGCUAAACAUCGGAGAGGUCAACUGCGAACAGUCUCCUCGCCUUUGCAAGGAUGCCAAGGUCAGCGGAUACCCUACCAUCUACUUCUUCCGAGGUGGAGAACGAGUCGAGUACGAAGGACUGAGAGGCUUGGGCGAUCUCCUUUCCUUCGCCAACAAAGCUUUGGAUAGUGAGGUCAAGUAUGUGGAUGCCAACGACUUCAAAGAAAUGGAAGAGACCGAAGAAGUGAUCUUUGUCUAUUUCUUUGACGAUGCCACCACUUCUGAAGAUUUCGCAGCGCUGGACCGCCUGACUCUGAGCUUGAUCGGACAUGCCAAAAUUGUCAAGACAGACUCAGAGAUCUUAGCCAGCCGCUUCAAGAUCUCGACAUGGCCUAGGUUGCUUGUUUCUCGUGAUGGACGGCCGACAUACUACAACGCUCUCGCUCCCAAAGACAUGAGAGACUUCCGACGUGUCCUGACCUGGAUGCAAUCGGUGUGGCUGCCUCUAGUGCCCGAAUUGAGUCCUGCGAAUGCAAGAGAAAUCAUGGCAGGCCACUACGUUGUUAUGGGCGUUCUAAGCCGCGAUCGACCAGACGAGUUCUUGCAAUCACGACGUGAGCUCAAGAACGCGGCUCUUGAAUGGAUGGACAAGCAAACCCAGGCUUUCCAGCUAGAACGGCAGGAACUGCGAGACUCGAAGCAGCUCCGUAUCGAGGAGGCCGAAGAUCGCAAUGACCAGCGAGCUUUGAGACAGGCCAAGAGUCGUGUCAUCAGUAUCACCGAAGAGUCAUUCCGUAAACAAGUCAGCUUCGCGUGGGUUGAUGGUAUUUUCUGGGAGAGAUGGCUGCGCUCGACCUAUGGCGUCGACGUGUCGAAAGGUGAACGUGUGAUUAUUAACGAUGAAGAUAACCGACGAUAUUGGGAUGUCACGGACUCGGGAGCAUACAUUGUGCCUUCCCGAACUUCGAUCCUUGAGACCUUGAACAGAAUCAUUGCCAAUCCACCCAAGCUUACGCCAAAGUCAACAAUUGGCACGUUUGAGAAUGUUUUCUUUCAAAUUCGAAACUUUGGCACUUAUCAUCCUUACUUUUCUUUUGCCAUCCUGAUCGUCAGCGUGGUCAUGUUGCUUUAUGUCUUGAAGAAUGGAACCACUAUUAAGAGGAACCUCAGCCGGAACAGCAGCGGCUACUUCCAUCUCGAUGGCAAGGAAGGCUUGCUGGGAGGUUCGAAUGGGAAAGCCGAUUAAGCCAUCGCGGGAGUGGGAGAGUCUUGGGAUUUUCUUCACCUUGGCGGUAAUGAAACAGAGCAGACGGUUUGUACGACGAAAACCGGUGCACUUCCCAAGGGGAAUAUCAGGUCUCUCGUCAGAUUCACGUUCUGAAUGGCUGGAGGCUAGGGGUCUCAACAUGAGGCUUUCUUUUGUAUAUGUACAGUGCAUGGCGAUGGCGUUUUUCGGCUUGGGGUCUAUACAGUGGUGAAUCCAUUGAAUUGAAUUGAAUUGAAUUAAAUAAGUAUAAAAGAUAUUGGGUUCUUGAGACAUUACCU
Molecule: messenger RNA, 2727 nt
Organism: Exophiala oligosperma
Lineage: Eukaryota; Fungi; Ascomycota; Eurotiomycetes; Chaetothyriales; Herpotrichiellaceae
Product: protein disulfide-isomerase domain
Exons: 3
Coding region: 242-2428 (728 amino acids)
Cellular component (GO): endoplasmic reticulum
Molecular function (GO): protein disulfide isomerase activity
Source: RefSeq, a predicted model, not a curated record